AUGGGACUGAACGCGCGAAACUCGAGCGUGGAUCCCAUCGUGCACGAUGACGCGCGAGGGGACGAGAAACGACGGCGGACGGUGGCCUUGGCGGGGCUGUCGAGCCAGCGAGCGCUGAGCGCGCUGGCGAGCAAAGGAUCGGUCGGGGAUUGGCGCGCGGCGCACGUGCUGGAGAACGGGGGGGAGGCGAGCGAGGACUAUGCGUUUAACGACAGCGAGGCGGCGUUUCGGGCGAAAGACUCGCAGAGGAUUGGGUUCAAGUCGAAGAUCAUCUGCACGCUCGGACCGGUGUCGCGAACGGUGGAGAUUUUGGAGGAAAUGUUGAGGGCGGGGAUGUCGGUCGCGCGGUUCAACUUUUCGCACGGCUCGCACGAGUAUCACCAGGAGACGUUGGAUAAUUUGCGCGCGGCGUGCGCGAACACGGGCGUCGAUUGCGGGGUGCUGCUCGAUACCAAGGGGCCGGAGAUUCGCACCGGGAUGCUCGCGUGCGGGGGACCGGUGAUGCUCGAAGCGGGGAAGGAGAUCGUGCUCACCACGGACUACGAGUUCAAGGGUAGCGCGGAAAAGCUCGCGGUGUCGUAUCCGGACUUGGCCAAGGACGUCAAGCCCGGUUCGAAGAUUUUGUGCGCCGACGGUUCCGUCACCUUCACCGUGCUCGAGUGCGACGUCGCCAAGGGCGAGGUGCGAUGCCGCCUCGAAAACAGCGCCAAGCUCGGCGAGCGCAAGAACAUGAACUUGCCGGGCGUCAACGUGAACUUGCCCACGAUCACCGAGAAGGAUCGCCACGAUUUGAUCGAGUGGGGGGUGAAGAACAACGUCGACUUCAUCGCCGCCUCGUUCGUUCGCAAGGGAAGCGACGUCGAGUACAUUCGCUCCGUUCUCGGCGACUUCGCGAAUAAAGUUUCCAUCAUCUCCAAGGUUGAGAACAUGGAGGGCUUAGAUAACUUUAACGACAUCGUCGAAAAGUCCGACGGCGUCAUGGUCGCUCGCGGCGACUUGGGUAUGGAGAUUCGCAUGGAACAAAUAUUCUUGGCGCAAAAGCGCAUGAUCAAGCGGUGCAACUUGGCGGGUAAGCCCGUCGUGACGGCGACGCAAAUGUUGGAAUCCAUGACGGGUGCCCCGCGCCCGACGCGCGCGGAGGCCACGGACGUGGCCAACGCUAUUCUCGACGGUACCGACGCCGUGAUGCUCUCCGGGGAAACCGCCGCGGGCAACUACGCCAUAGACGCGGUCAAGUGCAUGGCGUCCAUCUGUCGCGAAGCCGAAGCGUACGUCGAUGACGUCGCGAGCUAUUUCCAAAUUCUCGAGCAGCAAGUGAUCCCGCUCGGCAUCACCGAAGCCUUGGCUUCGUCCGCCGUUCGUACCGCGCAAAAGGUGAACGCCGCGCUCAUCGUUACGUUGUCUCGCACCGGUCACACGGCGCAAAUGAUCGCCAAGUAUCGACCCGAGACUCGCAUCGUGAACGUUUGCAUCGAAGAGCCCGAUCACCAAGGUCGCGCUCUUGACGUCGUGCACCGCUCGCUCAUCACGCGCGGCCUCGUACCUCUCUUGGAGAACCCGGCGUGGCGCGGCGAGAGCGGCCACCCGCAAGAAGUCAUGCGCAACGCCAUCGUACACUGCCGCGACAUUUUAGGUUUAGUGAAACCGGGCGACGCCAUCGUCGGCGUCCAUCGCAUCAUGGGCGAGGCCGUGCUUAAAGUCAUCAUCGUUCCCGAAUAA
Molecule: messenger RNA, 1719 nt
Organism: Ostreococcus lucimarinus CCE9901
Lineage: Eukaryota; Viridiplantae; Chlorophyta; Mamiellophyceae; Mamiellales; Bathycoccaceae
Exons: 1
Coding region: 1-1719 (572 amino acids)
Biological process (GO): glycolytic process
Cellular component (GO): cytoplasm
Molecular function (GO): potassium ion binding; pyruvate kinase activity; magnesium ion binding
Source: RefSeq, a predicted model, not a curated record